Fulvia fulva is the source of this 948-nucleotide messenger RNA. Its product is annotated as Polyprenol reductase 2. The transcript is spliced from 3 exons. Gene Ontology annotation, biological process: polyprenol catabolic process; dolichol-linked oligosaccharide biosynthetic process. The record is from RefSeq and is a predicted model, not a curated record. Lineage: Eukaryota; Fungi; Ascomycota; Dothideomycetes; Mycosphaerellales; Mycosphaerellaceae. Gene Ontology annotation, molecular function: 3-oxo-5-alpha-steroid 4-dehydrogenase activity. The coding region runs from base 1 to 948 and encodes 315 amino acids. Gene Ontology annotation, cellular component: endoplasmic reticulum.
AUGGACGCCAUACAGCUCUGCCGCGCCGCCUACUUGGGCGCUGCAGCGUCGGUCUUGGUGGUCUUCGCUGUUCCUGCCACUCGCUCAAGGUUUCUUGAUUAUGGGCCCCGUAAUGCGAAGAGCGCGAAGCAUGGAAGAGAUAAGCCCACAACGAAGAACGAAGACAGCAUCGCUGUUAGAAUGCUAGACACCAUAGCAACCCUCCGCGUCCCCCACAGCUGGUUCGCAUCCUUCUACGCCAUUUCCGCAAUCCUCUCUCUGUAUUGGGCAGCAGAACUGCUUGUCAAGGGACCAGCCUUUCGAGCUAUCGCACAACUUGUGCCUAAUGGAUCACGGUCGAUGAGCUUUCGACAGGUGAUGGUAGUCUGGACGAUGAUGCUCGCGCAGGGCAGUAGGAGGCUGUACGAGUGCAUGGUCGUAGCGAAGCCUUCGUCAUCUGAGAUGUGGGUUGGACAUUGGGCGUUGGGCAUGUUCUUCUAUGUAGCGAUCAGUGUAGCGGUUUGGAUCGAGGGGAGUUUGAACAUGCUCAUCCACAUCCCAACGGCAAAGGAUUUCGCCAUAGAUCCUCCGUCGAUACGCACCUUCAUCGGACUAAUACUGUUCAUUCUAGCAUCUGGUCUCCAGCACGAUUGUCAUGCAUACCUCGCAGCGUUGAAGGACAAGAAGAUGGACUCCAUCAAUGACAAGACAGGGUAUCGAGUACCUGAACACCCGGCCUGGAACAUAUCCCUCACACCGCACUACUUCGCCGAAUGCCUGAUUUAUCUCGCCCUGGCCAUCACGGCUGCGCCACAGGGAGAUUGGCUGAACUGGACUUUGGUCAGUGCACUGGCCUUCGUUGCCGUCAAUUUAGGAGUGACGGCGUAUGGUACGAAGCAAUGGUAUGAGCGGAAGUUCGGCGUUGUAGCUGUGAAGGGGAAGGCAAGAAUGAUACCCUUCGUCUUCUGA